Messenger RNA from Sesamum indicum (sesame), 1234 nucleotides. RefSeq names its product E3 ubiquitin-protein ligase RSL1-like. The record is from RefSeq and is a predicted model, not a curated record. Lineage: Eukaryota; Viridiplantae; Streptophyta; Magnoliopsida; Lamiales; Pedaliaceae. Gene Ontology annotation, biological process: protein ubiquitination. Gene Ontology annotation, molecular function: zinc ion binding; ubiquitin-protein transferase activity.
AAUGAUAAAAACAUACUCGUGCAUUACCAAAAAUGCUUUUCCCUAAACUUAUAAGACUGAAAAUUAUAAUUUUUUAAUUAAUCAUGUCAAAAAUUUAAAUUUUUUAUUCAAUUUUAUUUUAUUGUCAUAAAUAAUAUUAACUCAUAUCUUGAUAAAAAUAAUUAAAAAAAAAAAAGCAACCCUUGAGAAAGAGAUUUGACAGAAGAUAGGAAGUCGGGAAAUGAGGAGACUGAAAUCAAUAGCCACCGCCACCAAUAAUGCUAAAUUCCUCGGGAACUAAUUAAACUCUACUACUUCUUCUACAUAACAUGGGAAAAAAAGCAAACACCACAAACAACAACUCCCUUCCGUCGAUGGAUACACAAUCAAUCGCCAUUUCCGUCGAUGACUCCUACCUCUCUUUGCUUGUCACAGCCACUGAUCACCAAAACCUCCAACACCUCAUGUCCGACGACGACUACGCUCAAGAACUGCAGCUCCAGGAGGCCAUUAUGGUUUCCAUCCUCUCCGCCCAAAUUCCCCAAACUCCAAACAUUUCCGUCGACCAAACGUCACGAAAGAAGUCCAAGACUGUCGUUGGGGAACCGUCGCAAACACUUUGCGAGAUCUGCGCCGACAGAAAAGACGGCGAUCAAAUGUUUUCAGUCCCCAACUGCAGCCACCGCUUCUGCACGGAAUGCAUCACGAAGCAUAUAUCGAUAACCAUCAAGAAAGGAGCCAUCGUAAACCGCAAAGCAGAAGCGCGUUCUCUCAGCUGCCCCGGGGUAGACUGCAGAGGCGUGCUUGAGAUCGAGGCGUGCAGAGGAAUCGUGGCGGACGAUGUUGUUGCCGCGUGGGACGACGCUAUAUGCGAGUCGAUGAUAGCGCCGUCGCAGAGGUUUUACUGUCCAUACAAGGACUGUUCAGGGCUGUUGGUGAAUGAUAGUGGUGGUAUAAGGGAGGCUGAGUGCCCUUUCUGCAGGAGAUUAAUGUGUGCGCGGUGCAAUGUGCCGUGGCAUUCUGGGUUUGAGUGUGAGGAGUUUUCGAGGUUGAGGGAAGAUGAGAGGGGGAGAGAUGAUCUGAUGGUGCAGGAGCUCGCGAAGCAGAAUAAGUGGCGGAGAUGCCAUAAGUGCAAGUUCUUCGUGGAGAAAAAUAAUGGCUGCUUGCAUAUGACAUGCAGGUGUGGAUUUCAAUUUUGCUAUGCCUGUGGAGCAGUUUGGAGUAACAAUCAUGGUGGUUGCCGGUGACCAGUAAU